Messenger RNA from Microtus ochrogaster (prairie vole), 1411 nucleotides. It is a transcript of the gene Myl9, whose product is annotated as myosin light chain 9. The coding region runs from base 254 to 589 and encodes 111 amino acids. The record is from RefSeq and is a predicted model, not a curated record. NCBI's taxonomy places the organism in Eukaryota, Metazoa, Chordata, Mammalia, Rodentia, Cricetidae. The transcript is spliced from 4 exons. Gene Ontology annotation, molecular function: calcium ion binding.
CACCCCAUCUCCCAGCCUGCAAGCAGAGACCUAAUAAGGCUGGGCUGGCAGCCGCGGACCCUGCCCCCCACUCCACCCCCGCGCAUUCUUCUGCCUUGUAAGGCCUGGCCAUCAGCGGCCCCGCCAGCCGGGUCUCCGCCCCCAGAGCUCAGAGCAGUAGCCCCAGCAUCAGCCAGCCAGCUCCCGCAGCACCGCCGCACCGUCCAGGACUUUUCUUCUCUGCAGCAGGGAGGCCCCAACACCUGAAGCCAAGAUGUCCAGCAAGAGGGCCAAAGCCAAGACCACCAAGAAGCGGCCCCAGAGGGCUACAUCGAAUGUCUUCGCCAUGUUUGACCAGUCCCAGAUCCAGGAGUUUAAGGAGGCCUUCAACAUGAUUGACCAGAACCGUGAUGGCUUCAUUGACAAGGAGGAUCUACACGACAUGCUGGCCUCUCUGGGUAGUAUUGCUCUGACUGCCCACUUAGCAGAGAGAAAGACUGAGGAGGUGGAUGAGAUGUACCGCGAGGCACCCAUUGAUAAGAAGGGCAACUUCAACUACGUGGAGUUCACCCGCAUCCUCAAACACGGCGCCAAGGACAAAGACGACUAGGCUAUCCUUAGCUUAGCCCAGACCCUACCCUAGUCACUUCCCCAGCACACACACACUACCCUUCAUGAGGAGUUGGGGUUCUGGCUCCCAGCGCAGGAAAUGAACCGGAAGGCCCACAGGGUGAGGCAGGGGGGUCUGCCAUGGCCUCAGGCACCUAGAAGGGAUCUCUUUAAGGAAGAGCUGCAGUGGGGGAGGGCAGCCAAGGGUGGGGCUGAGGCAGCUGAAGAUGUCCACCCUGAGGCGUGCCCCCAUAUUCCUGGGCUGCCCCGAGGAGGAAAGCACCCCGGUCUUGGUGUUGAACACUAAUUCCCAGCAUCCCCACAAAGGCCCGCACACAUUUCCCAUGUCCCUGUGGAGGAUGACAAUCAGCACUAUGCCUGUCCGGUUUCCAGAGCACAAAGGAAUGUACAGAGAGAGACUGCCGGGGGAAGCAGCCUCUAAUACAAGGCUGAGCACUGCCUCCGUCUGUGUGUGUGUCUGUGACUGGGGAAACUGGGGACCAUGUCCCAUCACAUCCUUUCCUCUCAUCCCAGCGGCGGCCUGAUGCACCAUGCCACUCUGUCCGGGGGAGGGCUCAGGGGUCUGCCAGGUACUGAAGCCUCAGAAGUCCCCAGUCCAGGGGCUGGCUCCAUGCUCAGCUGAGAGCAGAUUAGUCAGUAGAAGAGAAGCAGUCCUCUGAGAAGAAAGAACAGCACGGUGAGACCCAGGGAGUCACCAGGGAGACAGAGGGGUUUUGACCAUUGGGGGUCAAAGGUUAAGGUCACAGCCCUCAGGACUAAGGCCUGAUUUCCAGGUUACGUCACUGUUCUAGAGAAGCUUGAA